UCCAAGCGACACCAUUAAAUAUUAGAUCUUUCACUCGAGAUGAAGGUUGUGAACAUGUUCUUUAUCCACCUGAAAUUUUAGUACCACUACCUUAUCUCAAAAAAUGCCUUUCCACUAUCAAGGGAUCAGCCGUUUAUCCGGAUAAUCCCCAAUAUUACGAUUGCAUAAGAGUUGCAAAUUUUACCUCAAUAAAUAUCUCCUACUAUUCAGAACAAGUCGAAGUGGUGUUUAUGUCACUUUCCAAAGUAUCUAAAAAUCUUAGCGAAAAUAUAACUCCCUACCUUGCUGUAAUGGCCGAAAGUAGUGGCUAUUAUACUGUUUCAAUUACAGCUACAUAUUUGGGACCAGCUGAAGAGGCACGAAUUGCUGUCAAAGAAUUAAUCGAAUUAUCAAAUCCUGUAUAUACAAAAUUUGAAGAAAUGACUUGGUGGAGAUCUGUUAUGGAAACAUUUACACAGCAACAAACCGUACACCCAGUAUUUCCUCCUCAACCUUUCAAAUCUACAUCUUAUAAUAUUCCGCUACCAGGACUUUCUCGGGAAGGCAUUAGAUUUUUAGUAAACUUUAUCAGUAAUGUUGAAUGCACUACAGUAGCGUUAUUUGAUGUAUAUGCAGGUGGUGGUGUUCUAAGUGGAAUUUCAGGAAAUAGUUCUGCCUAUAUUCACAGAAAUCUUCUUUUUGUAAUGCAAUUAGAAAUGAAGUUAAGUGAUCGUGAUAAAGAAACUCGAAUUAGAUGC
Dentiscutata erythropus is the source of this 737-nucleotide messenger RNA. The record is from the annotation of a GenBank genome assembly. Lineage: Eukaryota; Fungi; Glomeromycota; Glomeromycetes; Diversisporales; Gigasporaceae.